AUGUCGGGACAGGUGAACAAGAUCUUCCUGAUUUUCCAGACAUUAAAUGGUAUUCAGAACAUGUGCAAAUGUAGAAAUACAGAAUGCUGUCGUCCAAGAAGUGGCCUAUUUAGAUUACUAGACAAUAGGUUUCUUCCACCACCUGUAAAAGUAAAACAAACAGUUGAUGACUUGGUUUUGGAUGAAGGAGGGCAAUUUCUUAAUCUUCCAGUCAAUUUAGCUCUAUGCUUAAGUGCUUAA
Acanthoscelides obtectus is the source of this 240-nucleotide messenger RNA. The record is from the annotation of a GenBank genome assembly. NCBI's taxonomy places the organism in Eukaryota, Metazoa, Arthropoda, Insecta, Coleoptera, Chrysomelidae.